Molecule: messenger RNA, 1577 nt
Organism: Nerophis lumbriciformis (worm pipefish)
Lineage: Eukaryota; Metazoa; Chordata; Actinopteri; Syngnathiformes; Syngnathidae
Source: RefSeq, a predicted model, not a curated record
UGGGACAGAAGGAGCUACAGGCCCCCUCCCACAUUAAAGAGGAGCAGCUUCAUGAUGAAGAUGAAGCUCAGUCCUUACAGCUUCAUCACAGUCAAAGUGAGGAGAACAGAGGGGCGGAGCUUGUAAGUCAACACAUCACAGAAGCUGAUGGAGAGCAUUGUGAAGAUAUCAAGUCAGAACCAGACAGCAUCUUUGCUCCACUGUCAGACAUGGACCACAUGAUGUCACACUCUUCUGAUCACAGUGACCACAUCCAAAAACCUUUGGAGAGUAAAAAUGACUCUAAAGGUGAUACGAGACAUCACACUAACAACAAACACUUUGAUUGCUCUGAAUGUGGGAAAUCAUUUAGACAGAAGAGUCGUUUUACAGUACACAUGAGAACACAUACUGGAGAGAAACCUUUUACUUGCUCCGUUUGUAAGAAGAGUUUCUCCACAAAACCUCAAAUGACCACACACAUGAGAACACACACUGGAGAGAAACCUUUUACUUGCUCUGUUUGUAAGAAGAGUUUCUCCACAAAACCUCAAAUGACCACACACAUGAGAACACACACUGGAGAGAAACCUUUUACUUGCUCUGUUUGUAAGAAGCGUUUCUCCAGAAAGCUUGACAUGACCAGACACAUGAGAACACACACUGGAGAGAAACCUUUUGCUUGCUCAGCUUGUGCUAAAAGAUUCAACACUAAGAAGGGAAUUAUAUUGCACAUGAGAACACACACAGGUGAGAAACCUUUUACUUGCUCUGUUUGUAAGAAGAGUUUCUCCAGCAAGCAAAGCAUGACCACACACAUGAGAACACACACUGGAGAGAAACCUUUUACUUGCUCUGUUUGUAAGAAGAGUUUCUCCACAAAACCACACAUGACCACACACAUGAGAACACACACUGGAGAGAAACCUUUUACUUGCUCUGUUUGUAAGAAGAGUUUCUCCACAAAGCCACACAUGACCACACACAUGAGAACACACACUGGAGAGAAACCUUUUGCUUGCUCUAUUUGUAAGAAGAGUUUCUCCACAAAGCGUGACAUGACCACACACAUGAGAACACACACUGGAGAGAAACCUUUUGCUUGCUCAGCUUAUGCUAAAAGAUUCAACACUAAGAAGGGAAUUAUAUUACCCAUGAGAAAACACACAGGUGAGAAACCUUUUACUUGCUCUGUUUGUAAGAAGAGUUUCUCCAGAAAGGAACGCAUGACCACACACAUGAGAACACACACUGGAGAGAAACCGUUUAGUUGCACUGUGUGUGAUAAGAUGUUCAGGUAUAAGUAUCAGGUCAGUAGACACAAGUGUGUAACAGUCAUGGAAGCUGCAGGGAUGUAAAAACACUUAAACAGUGAUUGUGCUAAAUGUAGUUUAAAAACACAGCAUGUUUAAUAAGAAUGUAUAUUUGAUGUUGUAUGUAGUGCUUCUCAUCUUCUAGUCUUAUAUGUUGGCAUGUACUUACUUUUUAAGUUGUGUGCAUGUAUUGAAUAUUAUAUAUGUAGCUACUAUUCUAUUUUAUUGUAUCAUUGUUGAAGAGAGGACAUCUUAUUUUCAUGUGGUUUUUUUUGGGUCAUAUAA